AUGGGCAUGGGCGUGGCUGCAACCAUCAACGACAACGUUAGCGCUAUGGCACCGUCGAAGAUGAAACCGACGAAUACUAGUACGAGCCGACGCUGGCGUUCGUCCCUGGCGUCGGGCCUCCGGGCCGCGCUGGCGUGCACCAUCGUCGGCGUUGUCUCCGUCUACGCGCCGCCCGCCCUCCAGCGCCACCUCACCUUCCCGGCUUUCUCCUACGUGGUUACCGUCAUCAUCGUCACGGACGCCACCGUCGGCACCGCCCUGCGCGCAGCGGCCAGCGCGCUCCAUGCCACCGUCAUGGGCGCCGUCCCUUCCGUGGUGGCGCUGUGGCUGGCGCACCGCAUGGGCGUCGCGGAGUCCGUGUGGGUCACGUCGGCGGUGGUGGCGCUGAGCACGUUCGCGGUGGCGCUGCCGGAGUCGCCGGGGCCAGUGGCGAAACGGAUCGCGCUGGGGCAGAUCAUCAUCAUCUACGUGGCCAAGUUCAGGCGCGGGGAGCACCCGAGCCACGAGCUGGUGCUGGAGCACCCGGCCAACGUGGUGCUGUGCACGGCGCUGGGAGUGGCGGCCGCCCUGCUGGCCGUGCUGCUCCCUUGCCCGCGGUUCGCCACGCGGGAGGUGGAGGACAAGAGCAGGGCGUACAUGGAGACCGCGGCGGAGCGGGUGAGGGUGCUCGUCGACGCGUUCCUCCUCACUGCCAACCACGACGACGAAGACAUGGACGAACAAGAAGGAGAAGCGGUAGCAGACCGUGGUAGACGGCGGCGAUGGUGCAUGGCAGCGUGCAUGUCACAAGCCCACCGCCUGGCGUCAGCGAGCGCCGCCCUCCUCCGCCGGAUAAGCUCCGUCAAGGGCGAUUUGCAGUGGGAGCGAGUGCCCGGAGUCCUGCGGCGGUGGAUACCACAGCCGCCGGUGGCAGACCACGGCCGCAUCGAGAUGCCCAUCAAAGGAAUGGAGAUCGCACUCACCAGUACCACCACCGCAACCGGCACCAAUCCUAUGAUCUGCAGCAGCAGCUGGCUGGAGCAGAUGACAGACCAAAUACGCCUCGCCAUGCUCACCACACAUCACCACAGCUGCGGUAGCAGCAGCGCCAUGACGAAGAAGAUGACCAAAUCAGCAUCAAUGUUAACUGCUAGAACGAUGACGACGUUGCCUGAGAGGCACGAGGAGCUGUCUCCUUUCCUCUUUCUCUUCUCCAUGCAUCUCCUCCAUCGUGGCACCCUGCAUUUGUCCUCCUCGCACCCGGACCAGACGACGACUGCUACCAGCUGCAAGGUAACGCCGGCAGCAGCAUCUGCAGCCCAAGAAUCAGACGACGAUGACAACGACUACUUGUCCGAAGAAGAUGAAGAAGUGCAAGGUAGCGGAUCAGAAGAAGACGAGGAACCCAGCAAGACAAGCAGCUUAGAGACGACAAAGAAGCAGGGCGAGGGGAAGAAGAAGAGCAUCUUGUCCGUACUAAGGCGGGGACUGGAAUGGGAGAGGGUGGUGACGGCGGCCAAGUGCGCCGUGUCGCUGGGGCUUGCCGUCCUUCUGGGCCUCAUCUUCAACAACGACCACGGAUUCUGGUCGGGUCUCAUCGUCGCCACCACCAUGACGGCCGGCCGCGACUCCACAUGGGCCGUGGCCAUCGCGCGCGCACACGGCACCGCCAUCGGCUCCGUCUACGGCGUGCUGGGCUGCCUCCUCUCGCAGCAGCCGCACCUCAUGGAGCUCCGCUUCCUGGCACUCCUUCCCUGGAUCGUCCUCUCCACCUUCCUCAAGCGCAGCCGCGCGUACGGCCCCGCAGGUGGCAUCGCGGCAGCGCUGUCGGGCAUCAUCAUCGUCGGAAGGCGGUACGACGAGGUGCCCAUGACAUUCACCAUCACCCGGCUGGUGGAGACCUUCAUCGGGCUAUCCUGCACCGUCGCCACGGACCUCGUGUUCCAGCGUAAGGCCAGGCCGACCGCCAGGGCCAGGGCACAGCUCCACCGCUGCAUCGCCAUGCUGCAGGAGUGCGUCGAUGGACUUGCAUCAACGUCGUCAGCGAACCAGCAGCUCAAGAUGUUGCUGGAGCAGGUGGCGGUGUUGAAGAAGUACGCAGCAGAGGCUGCUAGCGAACCGAAUUUUCUGUGGCUUGCGCCAUUCCCAGCGAGCUGCUACGACAAGGUCCAUGCCAACUUGAGCAGGAUGACGCAACUGAUAGGGCUGUACCAGCACGCACGAGCCAUCGUCGUCGACACCACCGGCAGCAGCCAGGUGCUAGGCUCCAACAUGAAGCGCUUCCACAGCCUCCUCUCCGCAUCCCUGGAGGCACUGCUGGAGGACAACGAAGCCGACCUCGAGGCUGGCAAAGGGAUCUUCUGCCAGGACAUGGUGGUGGUCAAGUCCUUCCUUGGCCAUGCAAGGGAGGCAUUAUCACAGCAGCAACAUGGGGAAGAAGAAGAGCAAUUAGCUGCUGUUUGCUUGGGUUCCAUUGGAUUCUGUAUGGGAGAGAUGAUGAAGGAGGCACAGCAACUGGAGUCUCACAUGCUGGACCUCAGCCUCCAACCUAGUCGCUGAUG
Messenger RNA from Lolium rigidum, 2540 nucleotides. RefSeq lists its product as uncharacterized. Gene Ontology annotation, cellular component: plasma membrane. Gene Ontology annotation, molecular function: transmembrane transporter activity. The coding region runs from base 1 to 2538 and encodes 845 amino acids. Gene Ontology annotation, biological process: transmembrane transport. The transcript is spliced from 3 exons. Lineage: Eukaryota; Viridiplantae; Streptophyta; Magnoliopsida; Poales; Poaceae. The record is from RefSeq and is a predicted model, not a curated record.